Pygocentrus nattereri (red-bellied piranha) is the source of this 2520-nucleotide messenger RNA. RefSeq names its product patatin-like phospholipase domain containing 4 (gene pnpla4). NCBI's taxonomy places the organism in Eukaryota, Metazoa, Chordata, Actinopteri, Characiformes, Serrasalmidae. The record is from RefSeq and is a predicted model, not a curated record. Bases 207 to 968 code for a protein of 253 amino acids. The transcript has 7 exons. Gene Ontology annotation, cellular component: lipid droplet; cytoplasm; membrane. Gene Ontology annotation, biological process: triglyceride catabolic process; lipid homeostasis. Gene Ontology annotation, molecular function: triacylglycerol lipase activity; retinyl-palmitate esterase activity.
AUAGGUCUGUUUACACCAAGUGCGAUUCGGACGAGAAAACGGAGGCGAUUUUUAGCGUAGUGGGCUCUUCACACCAGGUCUGAGGCGUUGGAGACGAAAAGGGACUGCAGCUAAAUCACGCACAGCCGGAGUUCACCCCGCUCUGCUCGAGGCUGUGCUUCUGUUUACAGCUCCUGUUGUUUAGCUAAGGUCUAUGGGUUGCAGUGAUGACAGUGGUGAACUUGUCAUUCGCUGCCUGUGGCUUUAUGGGUAUCUACCAGCUUGGUGCAGUGGGAGCGUUCCUCAGACACGGCAACAUGCUACUGGCUUCUAUGAGAGCCUGUGCAGGGGCUUCAGCUGGAGCUUUGGUUGCCUCUGUAGUCAUCACAGCCCCCGACAAGCUGGAGCAUUGUAAAGAAUUCACCUACAGGUUUGCCAGCAACAUCAGAAGACAGACGUUUGGUCCACUGACCCCAGGAUAUGACUUCAUGAUGGAGCUCAGAGACGGCAUAGAAGACAUUCUCCCAUCGAAUGCCCACCUGUUAGCCAACGAGCGCCUCCACAUUUCCAUAACCAACUCUAGGACAGGGAAGAACAGCAUGGUGUCCAGCUUCACCUCAAGAGACGACCUCAUUAAGGUCCUUUUGGCCAGCAGCUUUGUGCCCAUUUAUGCUGGACUGAAGCCAGUGGAAUUCCAAGGGCAGAAAUGGAUAGACGGUGGUUUUACAGACAGUAUUCCUAUCCUUCCUGUGGGACGUACCAUCACUGUGUCCCCGUUCAGCGGCUCACAGGACGUCUGCCCACGUCACACCGGCCGCAGGAAGCUGCAUCUCAGAGUGGCUAACAUGAGCAUUAUAUUUUCUAAGGAUAACAUCAAACGACUGAACCAAGCCCUGUUCCCUCCAUCCCUGCCCAGAAUGCAAGCCAUACAUCAGGAAGGUUACGAGGACGCUCUGCGCUUUCUGAGGACUGAGGGCUGGAUGCAGUAAUAAGUUAGAUUUAGAGCCUUAUUUUAGUGUUUUUAAUUUGCCAUAAAUGCCAAGUGUGAGGUUACUAUAGUAAUUGUUUGGCAGACCUGAAGUGUUUUCAACUUUGAAAAAAGCAUUUUAAGGGCAGUUUUACGAAAUGUUUUACUGGAAGGGGGGGCUUGAAGGGGCCUUAGAUAGAAAGCCAAUGAAAAUAUUAUAAAAUAUAAGGGGGUUAUGAGCAAAUCUUCGUGCCUUUAUCUAUGUUAAAUAAAGAGACAUUGCCAAAAAGCUCUUCUGAGAUCAUCACUGUUGUCAGUGGCUGCUGUCACCGUGGCCAAGUUUACAUGGCUACAUGCCACCAUAGGCCACUGUUUUACUAUCAGUUAUGAAAUAAGGCAUGGAACAAGGCUGUUUUUCAAUGUCAAAAUGUAAACACAGCACUGCCCUGCUUGACUGUUUCUCCAGACUGUGGGAAAUUAGCUGAGCUGUGUUCGCUCCUGUAGGUCAGAGGUUCCCAAUCAUGAGGCUGUGGGCCAGUACCAGGCUGCAGUAACAAGCAGUAAGCAGGGGGUAUUUAGUAGCCUGAAGAUUUGAUUCUUACUAUUAAUGUAAAUCAUAUUAUUAGAUCAAAACAUGUUUAUAUAAGCCUUAAUUCUUGCCAUUAAAAUGUUUUGUAAACUAAUUUUAUGUAAUUUAAAUAUCACAUGCGUGCACAUGCUGUUGGCAACUUUCAGCUAAUGACUAAGUGAAGAUGUCAAAAAAAGAGGAAACUGACAACAUUAACAAAGCAUUAUUUGCAGCUGCAAACAGAAAAAACAUUGAAAACAACAACAAAAAAAUAAAUUAAUUAGCAAAUAAGGGUCUGAUAAAACCACAUGGUAUGCAAAGAGAACCUAGACAAUGAGGCUAUAAAGCUGUCCAAUUUCUUCACAAUCGGAGACAAAACAUUCCUCAACUAUAGCAAAACAUAGGCUAAUCGUGUGUCUCACUACAUCCAACCCCACUUCCCUACCAGUACAUGUGGUCUGCAAUGUUAACAAGGUUGGGAACCCCUGCUGUAGGCUACUUACCUAGCUAGGAAGCUAGUUGACCAUGAUAAAGAUAAUAUUCAGUAGAAUUGGAAGUUAAAUACUGUGUUGAAAUUACAAGAACUUUACAGUCUUCAAGCUUUUUGGCCUGGACAUCAAUGUCUGCUGCUAUAAAAAGUAGGUCUGCUGUAUUAUGCUGUACGUUGUUAUAGUGACUAGGCAGAGAAAUGUGAGGUAAGCAACUGUAACUGCCUUUAAAACUGUAGAUAAAUGAAUGAAUAAAUGACUCUGCAUGGUUACGGAAGACACAGGGAAACAGGUCAGUUGGUAGCUGUCGUGCUCACUACAGCAGUGUCUCUGGGACAUAAUGCCCAUAAGAACAGCUACGCCACUCAUUGUAGCAUGUUUUAUUUUAAAUUGACUGUAACUAAGUGUUGACUUGAACCUGUAAUAUAUCACUUAUUCUCAAAUGAAACUGCUGAUUUGUUUUUAUAUUUUGUGCCAAACAUUCCUAAAUAAAGCAAACAAUGUUCUGUAUCUGGAAA